This is a messenger RNA of Hypoxylon fragiforme, 1244 nucleotides long. RefSeq lists its product as uncharacterized. NCBI's taxonomy places the organism in Eukaryota, Fungi, Ascomycota, Sordariomycetes, Xylariales, Hypoxylaceae. The record is from RefSeq and is a predicted model, not a curated record. The transcript is spliced from 2 exons. Bases 80 to 775 code for a protein of 231 amino acids.
CCUUCUUUUUUCGCUUCAAAAAACGAGAACCAACUUGUGUUUAAAGUUACAUCUAACAAACCCCCAAACUACAUUCAAAAUGCGUUUCGCUGGAGCCGUUAUCUUCGCUGGUGCCGCCAUGGCCGGAAGCACCAUCUACGAGACUGACUACAAGACCAUCACGUCUUGCGGUCCUACUGUCACUGACUGCCCGGCCCGAUCCACCUCGGUCGAGUCUCCCACCGGCCCUGGCGGUUACCCCGUUCUUUCCACCCCCGUUGUCUCGACCCCGGUCAUCUCUACCACCACCACCGAGGCUCCCGUCGGCAGCACCUCCGUCGUCUCUAGCAGCAGCAUUGUCAGCAGCUCUACCUUCGGCAACAGCACCAUCCCCGGCUACCCUACCGGCGGUCUCUCUACCUCGGUCGAGACCCCCACUGCCAGUGUUUCCACCGCCGUUGCCACCCCCAGCUCUGCUCUGCCCCCUUACCCUACUCUGAGCACCAAGACUGGCGAGGCUCCCCCCUCGUACCCUACCACCGUCAUCCCCUUCACCUACACCACCUGUGUACCUACCACCUCCGUCAGCUACUCGACCGUCACGGUGACUCCCUCCGUCCCCGUUGGUACCGGUUCCACCCCCAGCUACCCCACCAGUGGCUCUCCUUCCAACCCCCCUGCCGUCCCCUCUUCUCCCUCUGGCAGCCCGCCGAUCCCCACUGCCGGUGCUUCCACCAUGGCCAGCUCCGGCCUCCUAGCCGCCGCUGCCGGCGUUGCCGCUCUUCUCUUCGCUUAAGCGAGCCCAAGUUCUUUUUCUUUUUUCUCAAUUUUUCUUGGUCCAUUUCUCUGUUGAAAUGAGUUUCCAGAGCCACGAAUAACCAUACCUAUUUUGGGGCGAUGGGGGGUUUUGGGGGGGAAACAAGGACGGAACAGUAUGAGGCGUGUGGGUGUUUGUUGUUGUGAAUAACAUCAACCACUGUUUUGGGAAGAGAGAGAGAGAGAGAUUAAAGAAACGGGGGUUCGGCUUGCGCCGAUUUAACGUGUAACUUAAUCCUUAAUUGUAUUUUAUGGGGCCCCCCUUCGGAUGAGGCCUUCACGAACUUCCAAAAGCUACAGCUAUAACUUCCAUCUGAAGGUCCUAUAUUUGCAAUUAUUUUUGAUCUGUUUUGUUUUUUCUUUUUCUUUGUUGAUACCUAUUGAUUGAUUUGUUCCUUCGCUUCUUACCAACAACUAUGGAUACAUAAUGAAUAUAUGUAUCCCACUUA